Molecule: messenger RNA, 1639 nt
Organism: Cynocephalus volans (Philippine flying lemur)
Lineage: Eukaryota; Metazoa; Chordata; Mammalia; Dermoptera; Cynocephalidae
Gene: TCEANC2
Product: transcription elongation factor A N-terminal and central domain containing 2
Exons: 5
Coding region: 193-819 (208 amino acids)
Biological process (GO): DNA-templated transcription
Cellular component (GO): nucleus
Source: RefSeq, a predicted model, not a curated record
CUGUGGGCGCGCCGUUGGUGCCUCCCGAGGAAUUACUGCCCAGUGAGGAAGCGACCGCUUAGUUCCGACCCCGGCGGUCCGGCUUGGGGACCUCAGAGGGUGUGCUCUGAAGGGGCGUAGGUGCUGCUGCUGCCAGGGCUGCUUUUCCCGAACACGCUGCAAUCACGUGAAGGUAGUUGGAGUCCCCUAACAAUGGAUAAAUUCGUCAUUCGAACGCCUAGAAUCCAGAAUACACCUCAGAAGAAAGAUCCCACAGGAAAGAUUUACAAGCAGGCCACGAUCGAAUCUCUGAAGAGAGUUGUGGUUGUAGAAGACAUAAAAAGAUGGAAAACUAUUUUAGAGCUGCCUGAUCAAACCAAAGAGAAUCUGGUUGAAGUCUUACGAGAAUUAAAGAAGAAAAUACCCUCCAGGGAAGUGUUAAAAUCAACAAAGAUAGAUCACACUGUGAACAAGAUAUGUAAACACUCAGAUUCAGAAGUGGCUUGUCUUGCCAGAGAAGUUUACACUGAGUGGAAAACUUUCAUUGAAACUCAUUUGGAUAGACCUUCUAUUGAAGUCCGAAGUGAUCCCAAAACUGAGUCAUUUAGGAAAAAAGCCCAGAAGUUACUCUCAGAAGCCUUGGAAUUAAAGAUGGAUCACCUACUGGUUGAAAAUAUUGAGCGGGAAACGUUUCAUCUCUGCUCCCGCCUCAUUAAUGGGCCAUACCGGCGGACAGUGAGAGCCCUGGUCUUCACAUUAAAGCACCGAGCUGAAAUCCGGGCUCAGGUGAAGAACGGCUCGCUGCCAGUCGGCACGUUUGUACAGACCCACAAAAAGUGACCUGAGGACGGUUCCAGUCCUGGGCUGGGCAGACAGGAAAAUGGGCCUCUCUCUGCCAUUCAAAGACUCUUUUGAGUUUGGCUGAUAGCUGCUGGUGGCUGUGCUAAAUUUUCCCAUGGUGCCAUUGCAUUGCAGACAGAGGAUGCAGAGAGCCUUGGGAGACAGGCCUGCAGGAACGUGCUUCAUUAGCUGUAAUGUCUGGUGCUGCCUAACAGGAUGCACUUGGGCUGUCACUAGGAAGUACCAUACAGUUGCCAUCACCCAACACCGUGAAAGGGUGACGGAUUUCACUGUGAGUAUGCCAAGGACACCUCUAAACUUCCCCCAUGUCAGACAGAUGAAGUUACUACUUUAUUUCGCCACCCUGCAGGUAACUGAAACUCAAUUACUGCUGCCGCUCACUUGGUUCCAUCCCCCUGAGUUUAGAUAGCUCCCGUGCCUCUCAGAACUCCCCUCUGUUCUCUUUGCUCUACCCCAGGGGUGAGCCUGCCAGAGCCUGCUGACUACCCCUUCUUUCCAGAGCUCACUUAUCUGAACGUUUCAGCUCUCCCUGGAAGACCUUCUGCAUUGGUCUCUGGAGCCCCCAUGCUGAGGCUUCUAAUGAGGAACUGGCCUGAAGCCUCCUCACACCUCAGGGUUUAUUUGAAUAAGUUGGUGCUCUUGGUUUAAGGCUCUGUCGAAGAUACAUAAUGAAAUUUCUCUUGAAGUGAAUUACUGCAGUAGAAAGAAAUACAUGCAUAUAUAUUUUAAAAUGAAAUGCCUCUAUAUAGGCCUGCUUGAACAAUUAUGUAAAUGAUACUUGCUUUUUAAAGUAAUAAUA